UUAAUUUAGUAGUUUCCUUUAAAAAUUCUAAAUUUUUUCUAUUAUUAUCGUAGCAAAAUUGAAAAAUUUGUUUAAAAGUAUAAAGUACAUUUUUCUCUAACCGACCGUUCAAAUUUUGUAUUUUUACUUUGCAAAUAGAAUAAUUAUUUUAUUUUCAAUUAUUUAUAUUUUAAAAUAAUUAUCUCUCUAUAAUUAUCAAAGUAAUGAAAAAUUAAAAAAAAAAUUUAAUCAGGAACUCUCAAAUUGUCAGUAACGAAAAAAAAAUGACGUCAAACGAAAAAGAUGCAGUAAAUAAACUGAUAAAAAGAAUACAAUUAUUGGAAAUCGAAAAUGAGAAAUUACGAAAGGAAAAUGACAUUUUGAAGAAAAAUUCUGAACCAUCGAUUAAUGUCAAAGAGAAAUAUCUUGGCAGUUCAAAUUCAUUUAAUAAAAUUUUGCCAAUUUUCAAUGGUAAACAAAAAGGUUGCACUUGCAAAGGAAAUUGUGCAAGUAAAAUUUGCGGUUGUAAGAAAAAAAAUCUCUCAUGUAACGAAACUUGUAAAUGUAACGCUGUUAAUUGUAAAAAUAAGGAGAAAGACAAAGAAAAUGUUAAAGUCAAUCGUUCACCAAAAGUUACUAGAGAACGUAUAAAAUCGCUACCAAAUUGUUUAGAAAAACAAAAUGUCAAUACCUCGAAUAAUAUCAAUAAUUCCGAAUUAAUAGGAAAAAAGUCUCAUCAAACGUUGCACACAAAUUCAAACGAUGAUGUUUUUGAAGAGUCAAUAAAUUCAAAUUUGGAAAAUUUCCCACCUCAAUUUGAUGUGGCGAAAAAAUUAUUAUUUUUCUCUGAUGAUGAUACACCUAAUAUCAAUGCUAAAAAGUCAAAUAAAAAUAUUAAAACAAAAUCAAAGGAUAAAAAUGAAAUGUCUAAUGUAAAUUUACGAUCUCGACAUAUUGAAAAAUCUUCAAAAAAUAAUAAAACAAUUAAUGAAAUAAUUACAGCAAAUCAUUCCGAGAAAAUUGAAAAAUCAUUAAAUAUAGAAAGUAUAAAAUCAACUGGAGUGACGUCGUGUAUAAAAAGUGUUUCAAAUUUCAAACAACCAAAAAGUUUGAAUUCUGAAUCGUUAAAUUAUCAUGAUAAUGAAUUAUCAAGAAUCACAAGAGACAAACAAAAUAAUGGAAAUUCGUCGCAAGACAUUAAAAAUUCAAAAUUAUCAUCAUCAAAAAAGGGAAAUUUAUUGAGACGAUCAUUAUCCAGUGAAGCGAUUUGUGUCAAACAACAUAGAUCAAGAAGUACAUCACGUGAGAGUUUAAUCAAAGACGAGGACAGAAGGAGAACAAAAAAUUUUAAUCGUUCUUUAUCUCAUGAGAAUUUAUCGAAAAGACAAUCAAUUUCUAAAAUUUCACAUAAUAUUCGACGAUCAAAAUCAACUGAUAAUGCAAAUUACAGUCAAAGAUGUGCUUUAACACCUGUGAUAGAGUCGCCGCAAGUUUCUGCGUCACUCAAUAAUUCUAAUGAAAAACUUGAUAAGUCACUCAAAUUUGAUCCAAUGCAACCAACUUAUCAACUCUCAAGAAGUCCUAUUCCAGCUAUUGAAAUUUCUGCUGAAACAUCAGAAACUUGCGUUAAUAAUUCUCCUCCGAUAUUCAGAAGAUUUUCCAAUUCAGAGAAUUUACAAAUUUUCAGUCCGCCGCCUGAGAUUUUACAAGAUUUAAAUGCGGAAGCAGUUGAUCCCAGUGAAUUUCAAUCAAAACUCAUUAAUUGUCGAAAAUGUAAACGCUCCUUCUUUCCACAUCGAAUUAAAUUACACGAAGCAAUUUGCAGGAAAAAAUAAAAAAAAAAAGUGAAUUUCAUACCAUUUACCAACUUUGUGUAUUGCAUAUUAUAAUUUUUUUUUUUUUUUUUUUUUUUUUUAAUGUGCAAUUAAUAUGUGAAUUUAAUUAUUUUAAAAAAAGAUAACGUUAAAUUUAACGGAAUUAUUUUUUGAAUCGCAAAAUUUGUCAUUUGAUAUUACUGUCAGGAGCAGAUAUAGACUGAAAAAAAAUGUAAUUUACAAUUUUAUAAUGCCUUUUGUAUAUGUUCGUUAAAAUAUAUUGAUUAUAAUCAUUGAUCUAAAUAAACUAAAUAGAUUUUUUAAUUAAAUAAUAUGGAAGAAGUUAAUAAAAAAAACGAAUUAUUUUUAAAAACAA
Leptopilina boulardi is the source of this 2169-nucleotide messenger RNA. RefSeq lists its product as uncharacterized. The transcript is spliced from 5 exons. NCBI's taxonomy places the organism in Eukaryota, Metazoa, Arthropoda, Insecta, Hymenoptera, Figitidae. Bases 264 to 1814 code for a protein of 516 amino acids. The record is from RefSeq and is a predicted model, not a curated record.